Molecule: messenger RNA, 1185 nt
Organism: Emericellopsis atlantica
Lineage: Eukaryota; Fungi; Ascomycota; Sordariomycetes; Hypocreales; Bionectriaceae
Exons: 1
Coding region: 1-1185 (394 amino acids)
Source: RefSeq, a predicted model, not a curated record
AUGUCCAUCUUCUCCCAUCUCCGUAAGAGCAGGCAGACGGCCAAAGAGCACAAUACGAAACGAGCCGAGCAGAAACAGCAAGAACAGUCUAGCACACCCUACCGACAUGUCCCUACACACGCAGCAACGGACGCUUACAACUGUGCGCCACCGGCAUGGCGAGAAGCGGCUGACCGGCCCAAGAUCAUCGAGCAGAACAGGCGACGGAGCGCCAUGACCCCGGUGUCUCACCACAGUAGCAUGCCUGGUCCCAACUUCCAGCGUGUGGGGAGCAGUCUAUCGAAUGUGUCGUAUCCUGGGCAGGCCACUGCAGGCCCCUCGGCUCGUCUGCCUCGUGCGUACAGCUACACGGGCGUCUCGCCCUAUGUCAAUGGUAGCCGCGACAUUAUCUAUUCGAUUCCCGACGUCAACCACUCCCAACCGGAAGGUCUUGCUGAGCGCUCCCCGGUGGAAAGCAACUCUGACUCGACAAGCUCGCACGGCGAUCUGGAGUUAGGCACAUCCAGGGCUCAUGCAGCAUCACAGCCAUCGUCAAGUGCGCCUUCUCACAGACUCCACCCUCGAUCCCGCUCUCGCCAGGCUUCGGAUGCGUCUAUCGAUAGGAAAGCAAUGUCAAGUGCAACCAACCAUCGAGCUGCGGCGCGGGACACUCGACCACCGCCAUCUCUCCGUGGGUUCAAUUUCGUCAACAACACCGCGAACCCGACGCCAGUUGGGGUUGGGACUGUGCCAGUACCUCUCCCAGUAGAUAUCAUCUCUCCACAGUCCGAAGAAGCGGCCAUCCCAAGUGCCGGUCCCUCACGACACAACUCAGCCAUGUCGUUGCCAGCACUCACCCCGGCUUCAUCAAAGUAUCCUUCACCUUCCAUGGCCCCGUCGCUUUCGCCGUCUGAUGCACCGGCUUCAGGAUUCUACUUGAACUCAAGCAAUGCUGCGUCGUUUUCAAACAUGUCCUACUUUGCUGAGCCUGUCAAGCAAAUGGCAAUGUAUGAGCCUGACACAAUGGCGAAAUCCGAAUUACGAGAGACUCGCUUCAAAGAAAAUAUUCCAAUGGAGAAAAUUCCCUCUGCACAAGGAACGCCUGGGAUGGCGGUAGACGUCGCUCCAAAGAGCAAGAAAUCAAGCAGAAAAGGCGCCAAGCUGGUGAAGAAGAACCGUGGCGCAAGUCAGGUUGCUGCGAUGUAG